This is a messenger RNA of Solea senegalensis (Senegalese sole), 3108 nucleotides long. RefSeq names its product LIM domain and actin-binding protein 1-like. The record is from RefSeq and is a predicted model, not a curated record. Bases 126 to 2180 code for a protein of 684 amino acids. Gene Ontology annotation, biological process: actin filament bundle assembly. Gene Ontology annotation, molecular function: actin filament binding. Lineage: Eukaryota; Metazoa; Chordata; Actinopteri; Pleuronectiformes; Soleidae. The transcript is spliced from 10 exons. Gene Ontology annotation, cellular component: plasma membrane; actin cytoskeleton.
GUCCAACAAUACACCGGCGGGCGGUGGCGCAGUGUCAGCAGCAGCCAGUGUCAGGUGUCUCUCCGGGGUUUCACAGAAAGAGUGAGUCAACGGAAGUUCGCACAGGUGCUCAGGUAGCUGCAGAGAUGGAGAGCGGUCCAUUCAGCCGUCGGUCCUGGGCCACGCAGUCUCUGCGCGUCACCGCCAAGGAGCUGUCACUGGUCAGCGGCCGAGGCAAAACGACCGCCAUCGCUGAGCGCUUUUCCAAGUACCAAAAAGCAGCUGAGGUUUCCAGUGCAGACAAGAAAAAGGGAGAAAGUAAGACAGCGUCCCUGCGGUCUGGCAACCUGAGUGCUCUGAAGAAACGCUGGGAGCAAGCUCAGAACCGUGAAGACAAGACUUCUCCCUCUGGCCCACCUGCAAGUGACAGCGGCUCUCACCGUCGACCCCCUGCCCUCACCAGGCUUCCGUCCAUCAGGGAGAAACCCCCUCCAGUGAAGAGCCCUGGCCUGCUGACCACUCAGGGAGGACCAGAGUCCACAGCCAGUCGCGUCCAGACUUCCACAGCAGCUCCACAGGCGUCCAAAUCUGAAGAGCUGAACGGGAUGGAUAGGGAUGAGGUGACAAACGGCAAAAUACCUGAAAAGCUUGAAGAGCAAGUUCCGACCAGCCCCCGUGCCUAUUAUGAAAAACCCAGCGUGCCACUGAACAACCUGAAGAUGAGGUUUGAAAGAGGAGAGGACGCCACGGGCAAGGGCGGCCGGACGAUGCUGCGCAGUACGUCAUCAGACGACAUGGAUCAGCAAAAGGGUCCAUCUGUGUCCGACCGAGUGUUAGAGUCGUCAUCACUGAGGGAGAAGAUGGCAAAAUACCAGGCUGCUGUUUCUAAACAAGGCGAUGAAGCCUCGAAGGCUCCUGCACCUCACAAACACACACCUACACCUGAGUGCAACGGUGAGAGCAACGAGUCGUCCAAAGCAUCCAGGAAGUUCUGCCCACCAGCGAGGGAGACAUGUGUGGCUUGUUCGAAGACUGUUUACCCCCUGGAGAGACUCAUGGCCCAACAGCACGUCUACCACAAAAGCUGCUUCAAAUGUACUUUCUGCAACACGAGGCUCAGCCUGGGGACCUUUGCCUCUCUGCAUGGGAACGUCUACUGCAAGCCCCAUUUCAGCCAGCUGUUCAAAACCAAGGGCAACUAUGACGAGGGCUUCGGCCACCGUCCUCACAAAGAGCAGUGGGAACCUCGAGUAAAUGGAGAAGAAGAAGAAGAAGAAGGAGCAGGUGAAGAAGUGGCCAAGCCCAAAGAACGAGCGCAACCUCAACUCCAAGUGAUGCGUUCAACUGAGGACACCUCAGACACGGAGCCCACCCCAGAUGUGGAACCGUCCUCACAGCUGAAGGUUACAGAUGUGGCCGCCCUACUGGAGACACGCGCGCAGACGCGUGCCACCUCCACCGAGAAACAAUCUACAGAGAAGCCAGCUGAGACGCGCAGGCUGAGAAUCGCAUGGCCUCCUCCUGCUGGUGAGGGCCACGCUGUGAAGGGACCACUGAGUCCACUUACAGAGGAGGUGGCUUCAAUCCGACCAGGAAGAGCCAAGUGGCCCCCAGACGACGAGGAGGCAUCGUCCUUCCAGAGCUCAGAGCGGGUUGAACUGAAGAGUCUGAGGAGGAGCCAUUCUCUAAAGGAGCGCAGUCGUCCUUUCACUCUCGUGGCUAAGUCCAACCCUGCGCCCAGUCUGGGGCCCAGGGAGCGUCGGCGCCCCCUCAAGUCCCUUCUGGAUUGGAGAGCGUCAUUUGAGGAAAAAAACCCAUCAGAUAAAGAAAAGAAACCAGAGGAGCAGCAGGAGAAGAAGAAAGAGCAUGUGAUGCCUAGUAAAGACGCAGCACAUGAGAGGAAGAGCGUCUCAGAGGACGAGGCCACUGUGUCCAAGCAGCAGGAAGACGGAGACGAACAAGAACACAAAGAAAGUGUUGCAGCAGCAGCAGCAGCAGCAGAGGACGCCUCUCUGAGGAGCAGCAGCUCUCCAGACCUCUCUCCCUCCUCUUCUCCACCUUUGCAGCCAAAACAGAACCGCGCCUCCCAGGAUGUGGGCUUCUGGGAGGAGGAGAAAGAAGGAAGUGACAACGAGGAGCCAAGUGCCGAGGAUAUAAUCAAGAGGAACCGCUACUAUGACGAGGAGGAUUCUGACUCAUAGGAACAAGUCAAUGUCUUACUGUCACGCACACUCACCAUUGUUAGUCUUUUCAGGUCAGCGUAGCCCACAAAUGUAGGUAUGCCACUUUGCAAAAAAUGUGUAAUCGGUGUGUGUGCGUGUGCACAUUUUUUUGAUGAUUGCCUUUUUUUUUUUUACAUUUUAAUUAUAUACUGUAAAACAUCUUUUAUAUCUGAUUAUACUGGAAGAUGGAAUUCUAUUAAAGUCAAUCAGUGCAUUUGUGCAUCUCAUGUUCUGAUAAUUAUAUGUAUUAUCAGUGCUGGUAUCAAAGCAUCACUUAACUGUAUAAGUGCUUUCUAAUCACAGAGACAAGGAGACUGCAUCAAGAAAAACAGUCAUUAUGUGUAUUUUGCUCCCGGUAGAACAAAGAAUGAGCAUAAAUAUGCUGUAAACCAAAGAGCAAACAACGGCACUGUGUUUUUAAGAUGUUAAUAUGUGCUGUAUAUUUUUAGGUUUGUCCCUGACUACAAAUUGUAAUUUGAAUAAAAAGACAAAAGCCACAUGAGUUUGUUCUGGAUUAGGGUCCAAACACACUGUACAUACUCUUCUCUCAUGGUUGAAGACCUUAUUACAUGCACACUUACUUCCCUCUGCUUCACCUGUGUCACUGAACAGUGCUUUACCUUUUCUUAGCAGCUAAAUAAUAACAACACACACAAAGAACAAGCAGUACUUUUCCAUAAAGGCUUGACAUUACAGUUACAUUACAUUUUUAUCUCAUCAUCUCUUUCGGGUCUUUGUGUUUUUCAUGUUCAAAUGUGAUCUGAAUUAUAUUACAGGUAAAACCCACUUAUACUCUGUAAUGUGCCAUGGAAUAAAUAAAUAUUUUUAAUCCUAUUUUAUACUGGCAGGUUGGCAAUUUCAAUUUGAACACAAUGAAAUGAUUAAAAUAAACAAAUUUUGACGCAAA